AUGUCCUCAAACUCCACUGCAUCAACACGUUCUCCUCCAGAAACUACAAUGGCAGAAUUCAUCGAAAAACACAUGUCACUGAUUAUUGCUGCUGUAAUUGGAACCAUUAUCAUCGGUCUACUGGCUGUCACUGGUUAUAUGUACAUGACGAAAAAAGUAGAAAAGAAGAAAAACUCGACAUAUUCAAGACCAAAAAGUUACCACGAUCCAUCUCCAUCCAGAAGUCCAACGGCGCCGUCACAGAAGAGUUCACCAAGUAUCGAAACUUCGGGGAAUUCGGUGAUUUCGGGAACUGGAAGCUUGCAAACGGCAACAUCGGAAACAACCCAGUCCAUAGUAUGA
Caenorhabditis briggsae is the source of this 342-nucleotide messenger RNA. The record is from RefSeq and is a predicted model, not a curated record. The transcript has a single exon. Bases 1 to 342 code for a protein of 113 amino acids. Lineage: Eukaryota; Metazoa; Nematoda; Chromadorea; Rhabditida; Rhabditidae.